AUGCAUGAAAUAUACUUCAAAUUGGCCCUAGGUCUGGAGCCGGACUUCUUGUUCCCUCUGGAGAACGUGACGAUCGCGCAGGGCAGAGACGCGAUGUUCACAUGCGUGGUCAAUAACCUUGGCGGUUACAGGGUGAGUGGCGACUCCGCCACUGCCAGGGUAGCGUGGAUCAAAGCGGACACAAAGGCCAUUCUGGCGAUACACGAACAUGUUAUCACUAACAAUGCGAGGCUGAGCGUAACUCAUAACGACUACAACACGUGGACACUCAACAUAAGAGGAGUGAAGAGAGAGGACAGAGGACAAUAUAUGUGCCAAGUGAACACAGAUCCAAUGAAAAUGCAGACGGCAUUUCUGGAGGUGGUCAUUCCACCUGAUAUUAUUUAUGAAGAAACUUCUGGAGACAUGAUGGUACCAGAAGGUGGUUCUGCAAAACUAGUAUGCAAAGCUAGAGGCUACCCCCCACCGAAAAUCCUGUGGCGCAGAGAAGACGGCGGUGAUAUAAUCUCAAGGAAUGGCCCGCAAGGAAAAACAAAAGUGACGUCACUGGAAGGCGAAGUUGUUAACUUAACAAAGGUUACCCGCUCAGAAAUGGGCGCUUACCUCUGUAUCGCAGCAAACGGUGUGCCGCCAUCCGUCAGCAAGAGGAUAAUGCUACAUGUUCAUUUCCACCCUUUGGUGCAAGUGCCAAAUCAGCUGGUCGGUGCUCCCACCGGUACAGAUGUGACCCUGCAAUGCCACGUCGAAGCCUCGCCUAAAGCCAUUAACUAUUGGACCCGGGAGAACGGUGAGAUGAUAAUAUCGAACGACAAGUACCACAUGACCGAGAUCACCAGCUCGGCGUACAGCGUGCAGAUGCGCCUUGUAAUCCGGAACAUACAGCGCAGCGACCUAGGCGGCUACAAAUGCAUCUCCAAGAACUCAAUAGGAGACGCAGAAGGAAACAUAAGAUUAUACGAAAUGGAGCUGCCGCAUCGAAAGUCGCGAAAUGAAGAAGAGGGCGACGCGGCAUCGGAAGAAAGCAACGAUGUGCGUUCGAGUCUUCAGGGACCUCUGAGGGAAAGUGGGAACCGGGUGGAAGAUGCAGGGUUCCUCGGCGGCGGUGGCCCACCCGCCAGCAAAUCGCACCGCCUCCUUCCACACGAACUUUUUCUAAUAACUGCCCUUAUGUAUGCCGUGUUAGACAUUAGCCUG
This is a messenger RNA of Iphiclides podalirius (scarce swallowtail), 1194 nucleotides long. Lineage: Eukaryota; Metazoa; Arthropoda; Insecta; Lepidoptera; Papilionidae. The record is from the annotation of a GenBank genome assembly.